This is a messenger RNA of Chironomus riparius, 2948 nucleotides long. NCBI's taxonomy places the organism in Eukaryota, Metazoa, Arthropoda, Insecta, Diptera, Chironomidae. The record is from the annotation of a GenBank genome assembly.
CAUUACUCAUUUUUACAGGGGAAAAUGCGCUGUGGAAGAAGAAUUGAAAAUAUUUAAUCUUGACUAAUUUGCUAGUGUUUUAUUUACUACAAAACAAAUAUCAUCAUAAUUAACUGUGCUAUCGAAAGUGUGAUGACGAUGAUGAUCAUUAUUUUUUCACAAUAUCAAAAAUAACAGAAGAGAAUAUUCAAUAUAUAAAAAUAUACGCGUAUACAAAAUAUAGCAUACAACAGAGUAAGACAAGAAUAACACAUAUUAAAUAACAUUACAUGUUGACGAGAGAUAGACGAAAAGAAGGACGAGAAGUGAUAGAAAAGUGAAAGGAACGAAGUCAAAAGGACAAGUAGCAAUACAAAUAAUGCUCAUGAUGUAAAAAUCGUUAAAAAAAUUAUCCCUCAUCCCCUCCAUUAAACGGUAUUAUUAAAUGACAUAACAGCAUCAGCAACAGCAACACGCGAGUGAAAUAAAAAAAAGUGGGACGAAAGAAGUAAAAGUCAUUCUUGACUGACCAGCGUGUAACGAUCCGCGAAAAAUAAGAGGAAGAGGAAAAAUCAACAAAAAUCUAUUGAAGGCACAGAAUAGACAAAAGAAGAUUAAAUUAAGAUUAUGAUAUUUUCCAUGGCCUAUAUAUUCAAUUAAGGAAAUAAAAAUAGAAGCAAGAAGGAGGAAAAUUGUGCACAGAAUAGUAAAAAGUAAGAAUUAUGAAUGAUUAAAAGCUUCCUUUUGUGAUCCAACAACAACAGCAGCAGUCGAUGAAAAUGAAUGGCAACAUAAAAAUCAUCGGUCGAAUGAGUGUGCAUUAGAUGAGAACAAUUGAGUGAGAGUGAGUGAGUGAGAUGAAGAUAGCAAAUGAGGACCACAAAUUGGAAUAAGAAGGAAGCAAAUUUAGAGCAUCGGAUGCUACUCGAAGGAUAGAAACGAAAAUAAAGUGAAGGAAGCAAGAAGAGGUGUCUUUCGACAUCGUCAAUUUUAUUUUAUCAAAUCCUGGAUCAUUGCAGUAGCAAAUAAAAAAAAAGGAGAGAACAAUAAACAUAAAAAAAGACAUAUUUGAGGCGUAGCUGAAACAAUUUCACUUUAUAUUGAUUGAAGUCAUAAAACUGAAAUGGCUUCAGUGGCAGCGUGGUUGCCGCUUGCGCGAGCCACAGCAAUUGGAUGGGUACCGAUUGCAACAAAUCCACUGCCAGCGGCACCCGUUGUCAAUAAUCGUCGACGUGCUGAGGAUGAGAAGCUUAUAAUAAAUAUAUCAGGUCAUCGAUUUGAGACGUGGCGAAAUACAUUAGAAAAAUAUCCAGACACACUACUCGGCUCUAAUGAGCGCGAAUUUUUCUUCGAUGAAGAUAGUAAAGAGUAUUUUUUUGAUCGGGACCCAGACAUUUUUAGACACAUCCUUAAUUAUUAUAGAACAGGGAAGCUUCAUUAUCCACGACAUGAAUGUUUAACGAGCUAUGAUGAAGAGUUGACAUUCUUUGGUGUAAUGCCAGAUGUAAUCGGUGAUUGUUGUUAUGAAGAUUAUAGAGAUCGUAAGCGCGAGAAUGCAGAAAGAUUAUUAGAUGAUAAAUUAUCCGAGAAUUCAGACACAAACCUUCCACCAUUAACGAAUAUUAGACAGAGAAUGUGGCGUGCAUUUGAAAAUCCCCACACAUCUACGGCCGCUUUGGUUUUUUAUUAUGUCACUGGAUUCUUUAUUGCCGUCUCCGUUAUGGCAAAUGUAGUUGAAACUGUUCCAUGCGGAUCGAGACCGGGUCGAGCGGGAACAUUAUCAUGUGGAGAACGUUACAAAAUUGUAUUUUUCUGUUUAGAUACAGCCUGUGUGAUGAUUUUUACUGCUGAAUAUUUACUUCGACUAUUUGCCGCACCAUCGCGAUGGAAAUUUAUGCGAAGCGUUAUGUCGGUUAUUGAUGUUGUGGCAAUCAUGCCAUACUAUAUUGGUUUAUUUAUGCAAGAUAACGACGACGUAUCUGGCGCUUUUGUUACACUUCGAGUAUUCCGUGUUUUCCGUAUUUUUAAAUUCUCAAGACAUUCACAAGGAUUACGUAUUCUUGGCUACACACUCAAAUCGUGUGCUUCCGAACUUGGCUUUCUCGUAUUCUCACUUGCCAUGGCCAUCAUCAUUUUCGCAACUGUGAUGUUCUAUGCUGAAAAGAAUGUUGAUGGUACAAAUUUCACAUCAAUUCCAGCCGCCUUCUGGUACACAAUAGUAACGAUGACAACAUUAGGUUAUGGUGAUAUGGUUCCAGAGACGAUUGCGGGAAAAGUCGUUGGAGGCGUUUGCUCACUUAGUGGUGUGUUGGUCAUUGCACUUCCCGUUCCAGUUAUUGUGUCAAACUUUAGUCGAAUUUAUCAUCAGAAUCAACGUGCUGAUAAAAGAAAAGCGCAAAGGAAAGCACGCCUGGCACGAAUCAAAAUGGCAAAAGCAUCUUCCGGGGCAGCAUUUAUCAAUAAGAAGCGUGCUGCUGAGGCACGUCUUGCUGCUCAAGAGAGCGGAAUCGAUAUGGAUGACAGUUAUAAUGAUGAAGAUAUUUUCGAGUUACAACAUCAUCAUCUGUUGCGAUGCUUAGAGAAGACAACCGAUCGAGAAUUUCUCGAUUUAGACCAUGGGUUCAAUGGUUUGGUAACGCAACCAAAACAACCUGCUACACCAUCACCCAUGGCUAGUCCUUCACAUUCAACAAAUACUAGUGCCGGAUUAUUACAAUCGUGUUGCGGUCGAUGCUGUUCACAACGAUAUCAGAAUUACACUUCAGCGAAUCAAUGAUCUAUAGAUGCUAUUCCGCUAAGGCAAAGAAAAAAAUCAUAAACAUAAAAAAAUUAAUUUUAAUUGUAGACAUGACCAAAGAAUCGAUACAAAAGUAAUGAGAAUCUUAAAAAAAAAUUAGUAAUAAUUGCUUAAAAUAAAGUGAAUCCUAAUAUUAGUAAAUUAUAUAGGAACAAAAACCACCAAAUUAAAU